Molecule: messenger RNA, 1409 nt
Organism: Vespa crabro (European hornet)
Lineage: Eukaryota; Metazoa; Arthropoda; Insecta; Hymenoptera; Vespidae
Gene: CPR21
Product: endocuticle structural glycoprotein SgAbd-2-like
Exons: 2
Coding region: 117-530 (137 amino acids)
Cellular component (GO): chitin-based extracellular matrix
Molecular function (GO): structural constituent of chitin-based larval cuticle
Source: RefSeq, a predicted model, not a curated record
AAAUCUAUCAAUGAGAGGGAGAGGUUCUCGGGUCCUGCGAGGUUUCGGCAGGCAUAUAGUAUAAAAGCGCGUCUUCGCAGACGAUAGUAUAACGAGAGACAACAACCAUAGUCAACAUGCACGCUUUGCAAGUCAGCGUUUGUGCGAUCCUCAUCGCGGUAGCCGUAGGUGCACCGUUGAAGGAAGAUGAAGUAGUACCAAUUCUCUAUCACAGUUCAAACGGACCUGAUCCAGACGGCUCAUACUCUUAUAGCUUUGAGACCGGGAAUGGUAUCCGCGUUAACGAACAAGGCGAACCAAGGAAGACCUCGCAAAAGGAUUCCGAAAGCGAAUAUGCCCUUUACGUGCAAGGAUCAUUCAAUUAUCCAGCUCCCGAUGGUACUCCAAUCUUAUUAAACUACGUUGCCGAUGAAAAUGGAUUCCAACCUCAAGGAGAACAUCUGCCAACUUCACCACCUGUACCAGAAGCCAUCUUGAGGGCUCUCGAUUACAUCGCCGCUCAUCCCGAACAAGACAAACAGAGGAAGUGAAAUAACUCAAUCCCAUUUGAAACAAAAUGAGAAAGAUAUCUCGGACGAAUAACUAAUCGAACAGUGAACAACAUUUUUUUUUUAUUUUUUUCUCAUACCAUCGCUACGUUUAUUGUUCGGAUAGAAAGAAAGUACGAACGAACGACAAAUUAUGCUUUCACAUAACGGAGACAACGAACUAUGGAUUAGUUUGAAGAUAGACAACGAAGAGUUUUUCUUCUUCUUAUUUUUUAUUUUAUUCUUUUUAUAUGUCGUUAUAAAGGAUACCACAAGACGAGAGUGUUCGUCCGGAUUAACAAUAGUGUAAAUUAUUCCAUUCAAAUUCUUUCUAUCUUUUUUUAUUUUCUCUCUCUCUCUCUCUCUCUCUCUCUCUCUCUUCCUCUCUCUAUCUCUUUUUCUCUUACACUAACUCUCUCGUAGUCUAGUAUGUACUCCACUACAAUAUUAUCUCGAGACGUUGAUUUGUUUUCCGAGUUUCAAGAUGAUACCGCAUGAAAUGUGUUUUUCUUCGAGAUCAAAACAACGUUCUUUGGAUAUAACCUGUAUAUAUAUAUAAAGUCGAAAACUUUCAAGUACUACGGUCAUAUUAUUAUUAAUACCACUACUACUACUACUACCACAAACCACCGCCAAUACUACUACUACUACUACUACUUCUAUCACCUCGAUGUUCUUACUUUUGAGUUAUCUCACGCGUUUAUUAUAUCAUGUAAAUGAAAGAAAUAUAGUUAGUUUCGUUUUGACGAGAAACUCGUUAAGAAUCCUUUAAUUAAAACAGAGUACAGAACGACCUAUAGUUUAUGUAGAAACGUUUAUAUUAAACGUUUGAUACGAGGGAAAUAUACAAUGACAUAAUAAAUAUAAUGAUUGCUUCGAAAA